Mauremys reevesii (Reeves's turtle) is the source of this 1683-nucleotide messenger RNA. Its product is annotated as apolipoprotein L3-like. Gene Ontology annotation, molecular function: lipid binding. Gene Ontology annotation, biological process: lipid transport; lipoprotein metabolic process. Gene Ontology annotation, cellular component: extracellular region; membrane. Bases 334 to 1260 code for a protein of 308 amino acids. NCBI's taxonomy places the organism in Eukaryota, Metazoa, Chordata, Testudines, Geoemydidae. The record is from RefSeq and is a predicted model, not a curated record. The transcript is spliced from 3 exons.
UUCUUCCAUUGACCUAGCGCUGUCUACACCAGGGCUUCAGUAUAGCUACAUCUCUCAGGGGUGGGACUGUUGCCCAUGGAAUCCCUGAGGCUACCAACAAAGAGACAGCUCAUGCCAAUUUGGACUCCACUGAUAGUUUUAUAAUACGGGCACUUCUUCCCACUAGGGACUAGACUCUGAGUCAUUCCACAUCGGUCUCCUCUUGAGUCACCUUUAACAAGAUACUCCUGAAGGGUUCAACAGAGAAGAUGCAGAGGGUAUUUUCCUCCAGGAUGUCUUCAGGAGCAUCCAGUAUUUCUGAAGAAAAAUCUCGAUGACGACCUUGAAAUAUCAAUGCAUCUGAAGAGGAUACUGGUGGACAAGUUUGUCACUGACUGGAAUGCUGAAGAUUUCAUGAUGGUCAAUCAGGCCUUGCUUUAUCUUAAGAGGAAUAAAGAAAGUAUCCGUGACUUUCUGAAGCAGUUUCCUGAGCAAAGAAAGAAGGUGGAAAGCUGCAUACGGUGCCUUGAGGAAAUGGUAGACAACGCGGAUGAAGUCCAUAAGCAAUGCACCACAAUAAGUGCUGCAGCAAACACCAUGGGUCUUAUUUCAGGCUUUUUUAAUCUAGUAAAACGUGGUGGCCAUCUCUGUCUUGGUUUGGAGGUAUUAGGUGAUGUUGCAAAUAUUUCCAGAGUUAUAUACAAAAUUCAUAACAACUCUAAGAUAAAGGAUAAAGUUGGGGAGUUGCUACAGCAAUAUGAAAACAGCCUGAAUUAUCUGAAAAUUUCUAAUGAAGAGGAUUGUGGAUUAGAAGGUUUUCAGAAGUCUGAGGCCUUGGGCAACCAAAUGGAUGAUUUCAUUUCUGCUGCUGGUUCAGCUCAAGGAUUAUAUAGAAACAUUACAGAGUUAAACAAACCAACUCAACAAAAAGCUAACCCUAGUUCAGGGUCAGAAGGAAGGAGCAGCACUAACACAACUAGACAGCGCAAGGCAAAGGAAAGUGACUCAGCUGAAACACCACCUGCUGCGUCCAAAGGAAACUGGCUGGAUAUAGUAAUAGCAACACCAGCCAUCAUAAACAAAGCCUGUGUGGUUAAGAAAGACUUCACACAUUUAGCUGAGGGAGGUAAGGGAGAGACUGGAGCUGAAAUAAGAAAAAUAGCUGAGAAGCUGAAGCUGAAACUUGAGGCGAUCAGUUUGCUGUAUACAGCGUAUAUGGCAUUGAUAGGGCAAAUUAGCAAACUUUUAAGUAUAAAUAUAGUGUUCAUGGCAUACACAUAGGGAAGUUAGAUAAAAAACAAAUACUCUUGCUAGAAGGCUGCAACAGAACACAACAUAACAUUCCCUUUACUUAGGGAACGUUUACACUGAAAAGUUACAUUGGCAUAGCUACGUCCCUCAGGAGUGGGAAAAAUCCACCCCCCCAAGAGACAGAGUUAAGCCAACAUAACCCCCAGUGGAGCCGGCGCUAGGUUGAUGGAAGAAUACUCUUGGGGAGGUGGAUUAACUGCAGCGAUGGGAGAACCCCUCCUACGACUCCUAGUGAGUGUCUACAGUGAAGCUGUGCAACUGUGCUGCAGUUGUGUAGGGUUAGUCUUAGAAUUAGGGCAUUUAAAGCCAGAAGGCGCCACUAGAUCAUCCAGUCUGACCUCCUGUUAGGGUGACCAGAUGUCCCGAUUUUAUAGGGACAGUCCUGAUUUUUGG